UCUAAAUUUUAAUUUUAAUUUUUCCGGAUUGCAUCUGCAACCAGUUCACUGCCCUUCGCGUUCCCACUUCGUUCACCACAGCCGUGCUUUUCACGUUCACCGUCUUUCCCCAUCUUCGUUCACCGGCGUUUACACCACCGGAAGCCCAACCCCAUCUCUCGAUAUCCUUAAGAUCAAUAUAGAAUAUUUGGAUAAGAACAAGAUUAAUACGACUUGAAACGACGAGGUAUUUAUCUUAUUCUGAAAAGCAUAGGAUGCAAGAAUCACAAAAGAUGGGGCACGAGGGUUCAUGUUAUAUUACACUCUGAAUUAGGUCUGUAAGGAGGAAGAAAGAAGGUCAAAUGGAUGAUCAAGCCAAGAGAAAGGCAUUGUUCCGUGCUAAAUUGAACGCCCAGAAGAAGGAUAAGCGCAUCGAUUCUCCUCUUGUCAGGUACAAUGAACUGGACCAACCUGUCUGUAGGGUUUGUGACAUGGUCUUGAAAUCAGAGGCUUACUGGGAUGGUCACCAAUCUUCUCGAAGACAUCACGAGGCAAUAAAAAAUCUCAAAGCUAAUGCUGCAGGCAGGUCCGGAGUUAACAAUAUUAAAACUGAGGCCCCUGCUGAACUCCCAAAAAGCAGACCAACAGAUUUGAAAGAGCAGAAAGCAAAGACGGGGACAUCAACAGAGUUACCAAAACGUCAAUCAUCAUCUGUGCUUCCUUCGGACUUUUUUGACCAUAAUGCCAAAAGGCUUAAAACUGGAAACGAUGUUGAACCUGAUUCACAUAGUGGUGGCAUUGCACAGUCAGAGGUGAUUUCAAAGGUCAGUGACCAUAGUAAGAAAUCUUCAAUGAAUGCUGGUUCAGAGGGGAAGCAAAUAAAGGGAGCUCUGCCAGAAGGUUUCUUUGACGACAAAGAGGCUGAUUUGCGUGCACAUGGCAUAAAACUUGUUAAGCCUGAUGUCAAAGAUGAAUACAAGGAAUUUGAAAAGUUGAUCCAAGAAGAUUUGCAGGAGGUGGAUGAUCGUUUGGAAGAAGAGGAGAUUGAUGCUGCCGAAAUGAUAGAGGAGGCUGAAACCUUAGAACAGAAGGCCUACAGGGAGAGAGUAGAACUGUUGAAGAGGAAGAAAAUGGAGUUAAAGACCAAAAAAUCAGAACAGAGUAGAGCCAAGCCCCAAAUUCCUGCUAAAGAGUCUCAACUUGAUGACUCUUUGAGUGAUGAUGAUAGUGACAGUGACACAAAUUAUACAGUAGAUUGGAGAGCUCAACACUUGUGAUAAUAAGUCAUUCUAGAGUUUUGAUAUCCUAUAAGAUGGGACAAAGAAAAUAGAAAGAAGGUUGUGAAUUAUGUGAUAAUGUAGAUAUUAAUUUGCUGUUCAACCACAUAUUGUAGCUUGGAACGAGUUAUCAAUUCAUGUUUCCUAAUGAAGUAAGGCUUAAAGCUGACAAAUUUUAAGAGAUGUUUUGGGAUUCUUGAGAGUGGCCCAUCAAUGGUAUGAGUUUGCAUUGCCUUCUUUUGGUACUUAA
Benincasa hispida (wax gourd) is the source of this 1506-nucleotide messenger RNA. RefSeq names its product zinc ion binding protein. The record is from RefSeq and is a predicted model, not a curated record. Gene Ontology annotation, cellular component: nucleus; spliceosomal complex. Gene Ontology annotation, molecular function: zinc ion binding; nucleic acid binding. Gene Ontology annotation, biological process: mitotic DNA damage checkpoint signaling; nuclear DNA replication; mitotic DNA replication checkpoint signaling. NCBI's taxonomy places the organism in Eukaryota, Viridiplantae, Streptophyta, Magnoliopsida, Cucurbitales, Cucurbitaceae.